GGGCCCUUUAUACGUCCAGCUGUCCUUUGUCAACAACAAAUUGUCGCUGUUUUCAUGUUGAAUAUAUGCUAUAUGGUAAUUUAUGGACCUAAUAGGUAUCUAAAGCCCUUUGCACAUAACAAAAUACAGUGGUACCUCGGGUUAAGAACUUAAUUCGUUCCAGAGGUCCGUUCUUAACCUGAAACUGUUCUUAACCUGAGGUACCACUUUAACUAAUGGGGCCUCCUGCUGUCGCCACGCGAUUUCUGUUCUCAUCCUGAAGCAAAGUUCUUAUUCCAAGGUACUAUUUCUGGGUUAGCAGAGUCAGUAACCUGAAGCGUCUGCAACCCGAGGUACCACUGUAUGUAUUUUAUCAAAGUACAUCCACUUUUUUCUUUUAAAAAAAAUUUGGGGCCCCAAGAGAGUGGGGCCCUAAACUACAGCUUGUUUAGUUUAUACGUAUAUCCAGCACUGUCCUGUCAGAGGAGCGGGUGGUAUUUGAAAAGGUUGCCUUUCACACGGGGACAAGGGAGCCAGAAACUCAAAACUCUUUUCUUGCAAGGAAAGGAGAUGCCAAUCAUCUUUGCUCUCCCUGCCUCUUUAAGAGCCUGGGGACUGAUGCGCCUUGAUUUGGCCCAGCCCUUCCUUCUCCUGAGCCAUCUCCAGCAGCUUCAGCCUUUUUUUUGGCCCUGGGUUUCACUUUCUUUUCCUCUGGGCUUUGUAAGGGGCGCUUCUGCCGCGCGCCAUGGCUUCUCCAGACUCGCAAAGGCUGGAGGAGAAGCUGACGUGCUGCAUUUGCCUGGAUACGUUUAACACCCCGGUGACGGUGCCCUGCGGGCACAGCUUCUGCGAGAAGUGCAUCUGCGACCACUGGGACGGAGAGGAGGGCAAAGGGCCCGCCGCCGCGGGCUACACUUGCCCCUCGUGCCGCAAGAGCUUCCCGGAGAGGCCGGAGCUCAGCAAGACCGUCCUGCUCGACAGUCUGGUGGAGCUGCUCCACAAGCAGGAAGAUGGCGGGCCGGCUUCCCGGACGGAGCAGGCGGCUGCUGCUCGGGAAAGGAAGUGCCCCAGGCACGGCCGGCCCUUGGAGCUGUACUGCCGGACGGAGAAGCGGGGCAUCUGCUGCGUGUGCACGCUCAAGGAGUGCCAGCAGCACGGCAAGGCCCUCGCCGAGGACGAGCGGAAAGCCAAAGAAGUAAGCAGGGAGCGGGGCAGAAGCAUUUCCGGAGCCGGCCACUUGGGGCCAUGGCAACAUAACAUAUACAGUGGUACCUCGGGUUAAGUACUUACCGGUAAUUCGUUCCAGAGGUCCGUUCUUAACCUGAAACUGUUCUUAACCUGAGACAUCACUUUAGCUAAUGGGGCCUCCUGCUGCCGCCGCCGCGCCGCUGCCACACGAUUUCUGUUCUCAUCCUGAAGCAAAGUUCUUAACCCAAGGUACUAUUUCUGGGUUAGCGGAGUCUGUAACCUGAAGCGUAUGUAACCUGAGGUACCACUGUACGUACACAGUACAAACUCCUGUGAUCUUGGGCAUCUCUCUUUUUUUAUAUGCAGUGGUACCUCGGGUUACAUACGCUUCAGGUUACAGACUCCACUAACCCAGAAAUAGUGCUUCAGGUUAAGAACUUUGCUUCAGGAUGAGAACAGAAAAUGUGCUCCAGUGGCACGGCGGCAGCAGGAGGCCACAUUAGCGAAAGUGGUGCUUCAGGUUAAGAACAGUUUCAGGUUAAGAAUGGACCUCCAGAACGAAUUAAGUACUUAACCCGAGGUACCACUGUACUAUAUAUAUACAUUUUAUUAGUUUUUUUAACAUAUCAUUUUCAACAGUAAUUAAACAUACUUUUACAUCUUAUUCAAAUUUUUGACUUUCGUCAAUCCCGUCUGAAAAUUUUCCAAUCUAAUCUCUCAGUAUGCAUUUCUUAUCUUCCCUAUUACAUUUCAAACUCAUAACCAAUAUCUCUAUCUUUUUCUACUUUGUAACACUUUGUAUAUUUCUCCUUACAAACUUCUUGUAGUCCUACUAGCGUAAUUUGUUGAUUACAGUUGCUCUUCAAAUGAUUCAUAUACUUCUUCCAAUCUUCUGUAAAUCUCUGGUCCCACAGGUUUCGAAUCCUUCCUGUCAUUUUGUCCAAUUCUGCAUAGUCCAUUAAUUUUGUCUGCCGAUCUUGGGCAUCUCUCACUCUGCACGGGACCAGGCUGUUGAUGGACGGGUGUCAUGCUGGCCAAAGGAGCCUUCGGGCAUCCCAUUUUAAAAUUAAGCAUUCCCUCUGGUGCAUUAGUUAUUUGGGAUUGUGGGACAUGUCCCUGCACAUUGUAGUUGUUGUGGUGCGCACCUUACUCUUAAAGGAUUUAUGUUUUGGGGGGCAGAACACUCACCUGUCAUCAUCCUCUGUCUCAGAUUUGGAAUGAAAUGUCUCAACAACAGUUGUUUUAAAUAAUGAUGAUGAUUAAUUAAUAAUAAUUUAUUAUUUAUACCCCGCCCAUAUGUCCGAGUCUACUCAGCCACUCUGGGCGGCUCCCAACAGAAUAUUAAAAACAUGAUAAAGCAUCAAACAUUAAAAACUUCCCUAAACAGGGCUGCCUUCAGAAAUUACUUUCUUUUGAAAAACCAGUCAAAAUCCUUCUACAAUUUCUACUUUUAGUUAAGUAUUUUUAUUUAUUUACUCGAUUUAACUGCCUCCCACCCCCGGCUAUGCCCACUGGUGACGCAGAGACAGCCUAGGUUGUGUAUAUUGCUCUAAUCUCAGCUUUGCUGCAGUGGAUAAAUUUUCACUUGCUGAAUGUCUGCCUGAUUGACUCACGACUCUUCUCAGAUACCAAAUGCUUUAUAAUAAUGGGUUUGAUGCAGUAAGGCCUUUAUCUCCACUGUAGCCUAAGAUUUAAUUCAUUCCAUAUGAAGGAUGGCCGGACAUUAACUCUUGGUGCUGCCACCAAGCUACAUUUCCUCAACUUCUGUAGGAGAAGCCAUGAAAGUUAUAAAGCAGGUAUCACUUGCCGUACAGUGGUACCUCAUGUUAAGAACUUAAUUCAUUCUGGAGGUCUGUUCUUAACCUGAAACUGUUCUUAACCUGAGACAUCACUUUAGCUAAUGGGGCCUCCUGCUGCCGCUGCGCCGCUGCCACACGAUUUCUGUUCUCAUCCUGAAGCAAAGUUCUUAACCCAAGGUACUAUUUCUGGGUUAGCGGAGUCUGUAACCUGAAGUGUCUGUAACCUAAAGUGUCUGUAACCCAAGGUACCACUGUAUAGAUAUGAAACAUUUUAAGGCUAGCUAGGGCAUAACGACUUUGCUGUAACAAUACCAAGCAAGAAUCCUUUGCUUGAAUAUACACUGGAAGACAUUGCUAGACCCAAAUCAUAGCCUAUGGGCUUUCGUGUGGUGAGGCAGUUCAGCACUGCUCAAUACAAACGUAACGGUUUGGAUUAGUCUGGACAUCAUGGUCCUUUCUUACAUCCUCAGUGAGUUACCACUUCCUAUAACUUGGCUACCUUGAUGCCUACACUGAUUACCUUCAAUCUAAUAGGGUGUUAUAUUAACAGAACUCUGGAGUCUUUCCAAAGGGAUGAAUGAAUCUUGGAGGAUUCAUCUGGGGAAAUCUGCCGCCCGUCUUGGGAAGGUGAAAUGCAGGGGCCGGGUGUGGCUAGGUGAGAUUGAAGUGCUUGCCUGUUAAAUUAUUUUGAACUCUUUGGCAGGAGUCCGUAAGAGCAACCCUGGAGAAAACUCGAAAGGAGGCAGAGCCUAUCAGAGAAGCAAUUCAGAAACUGGAGCAGCGGAUAGACAACAUCAAGGUAAGGAAUCCACAGAGAGCAUCAUAAUGACAAAAGUGCCUCCCAUGGGAAGUGCUUUCUCUCCAUUGACCCCAUUUGGUACCCAUCAUGGCUAAAACUCCAGUUACCGAAUGAGCAAGUGGGCCUUCUGCAUUUGUGUCCCUUUCCUAACAGCUCGGACCUGUAGUGAAUUCUUUGUCAACCUGGUGCCCUCCAGAUGUUCUGGAUUACAACUCCCAUCAGCCCCUGCUAGCCAGUCAAGGAUCACAGUCUCUCUUUUUGCCUGCCUCCCAACAUUUUAUUUUCUUAUUUCCAUUAAGAGGGACACCUAGUACCCAACAGAAUGCAGAGCAGCAAGGGAAAUAGAGGCAGCUACAGUGGAAACAACUGUAUUUUGUUGCCCUUCCUUUUUCAUCCAGGGUUCCUCGGAGAAGUUAAAAUCUGGAGUUGUGCAGAAGUUCGCUUCUCUUGUGGAAGCCUUGAAGGAAUGCCAGAGGAAGACAGUGGAGAAGAUUGAAAGAGAGCAAGAUGCUGCGCUUGGCAAAAUGCAAGAGAACUUGGACCAGCUGAAGCGCCAACUGGAUGGGCUUACCCAGCGCAACGAGAAGGCAGAAGAGCUGCUCGCUUGUACUGAUGAUAUGACGUUUCUGGAGGUAUGUAAUGUGUAUACUGAUGGCAUUUGGGCCAGAUCUUUAUAUCCCCACUCCCAGGGGACAGCUUUAAUAGGUGGGUGGUCCUGUCAACUUGUUAAAGUUGGUUCAUGGAUGAGAGAUAGUGACCAUGAAGGACUGAACUCCAAGUAAUUCAAUCCUGCUUUCUGAAGGGAUCGGCUGUGCCAGUGAGUUCUUACAUAGCCAAACCAAGCAGGAUUGAACUCCCCGCCCUUCAAUCUCUAUGUGCCCCACACCUAUGGUUUGGGGAAAUGUCCUGGAAGGCGAAACGGGGAGAACCGGUGGGCCAAAUGUGGCCAGCAAGCCAGAGGCUCCCCACCCCUAAAAUAAACCAUAGCUUAGUAUUACAGAGUGGGAGUUGCUGCCUGUUCUGCUCCCCAUUCCUGGCAGCUGACAAGCUCUUAACUGGAAGGUAUCUUGAAUAUCAUAACUAAGCCUCUGAACCUUGGCAACCAUUGGCAUGCAGGAGUUCUGUGUUUAUUUAAUUCUUAACAGUGAUAUGCUUUGAAUGCAAAGAUAGUCCCAGACCCUCAGAAGUUCUUGAAGUGUGGAAGUCCUGCCAUACACCAGUGUGGCUACAAAUGCUUAUCCUUAAAAGUUUACUGUGAAGUGGGGAUUCCCCCCCCCCCCAGCAUUGCACUGCAUCGUAAGCUAAGAGAGCAGUGGUAUGUUUCACACCAUGUGUACAGCAUGCAACUGAGAUUAGAAAAGAGUGUAGGCUCUUUGACCUUUCUGUGGGACUCUUCAUAAUUAUAAGCGCUUUUCUAGCCUUCUCAGCUAGGAGACAGAGAGAGGAGAAAUAGGAUUAGCUAGGCCUAAUGGUCAGCAAGUUGAGACAAUUGGAAAAUAAUUUGGCUGCCAACUCCAGAGCAGAGCUUAGAAUGUGAAUCACCCACCAUGCCAGAGGGGGGAAUGUCUGAAGUUGAACUGUCUGGGGGGGAAUUCCAUUGAUGGGGCCCUCGGUCUUCAGAGAGACAGGCAAGUCAUGCAGUGAGAGGGGCUUAUUGUAGCAAAAUGGCUUUGCCCAAAUGGUUACUCACAGCAACAUUUUAUAGCCGCCAGCAGCAGCAGCAGGGAAUUGUGUGGUUUUCUCAUCAGAAGGCUGCUGUGCCAUUGUCCUCCUUUCUAUUCUGAAAUUUUUUUACGAGCUGAACAGUCUCAGAUUGGCAAGAAUGCCCUGGCACACCACUGCCUUCCAAUAUAUAAUGAAUACACUUGCUUUUACAGUGGUACCUCAGGUUAAGUACUUAAUUCGUUCUGGAGGUCUGUUCUUAACCUGAAACUGUUCUUAACCUGAAGCACCACUUUAGCUAAUGGGGCCUCCUGCUGGUGCUGCCGCCGCGCCGCCAGAACACGAUUUCUGUUGUUAUCCUGAAGCAAAGUUCUUAACCCAAGGUACUACUUCUGGGUUAGCGGAGUCUGUAACCUGAAGCGUAUAUAACCUGAAGCGUAUGUAACCCGAGGUACCACUGUAGUUCGCUUUUAUUUUAAACUGUUUUUCAACAUAGUGCUCAAAGUGGCGUCACAAAAGGGACCCACCAACGUGCUCUUGGCACGUUUGGAUUUCUGAGCAAGUGCUAUGGGGACCACUAAGGCAGGCAAAGGAGGGGAAGAAGUGGGGAGGGGAGCAUGUGUCCUGCUUUAUAGCUACCUCUGCUUGAAGGGCUGGCUGGUCCAAGUCCAGUUUAGAGAUAAGAAACCACAAUGAAGGGAGAGGCAGGGGCUUGGAAGUUGCAUCUGGACAGAAAACUGAGCAGGGACACAGGUCACGCUAUUAAGGUCUUCCCAAUUUAUUUUUAUUUCAAUGAAUUGCAAUUUUGUCCAAAUGUGCAUAUAUUAACAUAUUUUAUGCAAAUUUGUGUUAGUUUGUUCCCUUCUUUGGCGAUGCAUUUCCUCCUGCUUGGCAAUAUGUAAGUGGCCACCGUAGAGUACCAAACUAAAGAAUUCCAGGAUCGACCCAGUUCACUUAAAUAAGCUGAAGUUAAGCUCCAUUCAUGUACGUCAACAGUCAAACUUUGUGAUUCCUACAUUUCCUGUUCCUUGUAGGAACUGCAUCAUCUUCCUCCUCUUGGCAACUUAGAAGUUAUUCCACCUGUUGAGUUUGAUUUGGCCAGCAAUGUGGAUGCUGUCACUGAACUCUUCACUGAGGUUUCCAGGCUUUUGCAAGAGGCUCAGUCAAAUUCCUUGAGUCCACCAAUGACUGAAACAAAAGGUACCGUAUUUUUCAUCCUAUAGGGCGCACCGGCCCAUAGGACGCACCUCGUUUUUUUGGGGGGGGGGAUGAAAAAAAGAAUUUAUUCCCCCCCCCCCGCCGCGGCUGCCGCCCCAAGCCUUGCGCACACCUGCCCGAAGCACGGGGAGCCCUCCGGAGGGCUCCCUGUGCUUUGGGUGACAGGCUGCCGCCCCAAGCCUCGCACACCCGGUGGGACCUCCUGCCGGGCGCGCAAGGCUUGCAGACACUCGCCCGAAGCACGGGGAGCCCUCCGGAGGGCUCCCCAUACUUCGGGCGACAGGCUGCCACCCCAAGCCUCGCGCGCCCGGCGGGACCUCCUGCCGGGAGCGCAAGGCUUGCGGACACUCGCCGGGGCUGCAGGCUGCUGCCGGCAAGCCUUGUGAGCCCGCGGGAACUCCCACCGGGCUUGCAAGGCUUGCGGAUAGCUUCCUGAAGCCUAGAGAGCGAGAGGGGUCGGUGCGCACCGAUGCCUCUCGCUCUCCAGGCUUCAGCGAAAGCCUGCAUUCGCCCCAUAGGACGCACACACAUUUCCCCUUCAUUUUUGGAGGGGAAAAAGUGCGUCCUAUGGGGCGAAAAAUACGGUAAUCAUUCAGCUGUUUUAUGGAGUGGUGAAAAAUUCAAGAUCACUUGUGGAAAGUCAGUUGGUCAGUUUUCUUUCUAAUAAAGGUAGCUGGAGGUUUAAGUGCUACAGUAAAGUGGGGGAAAGUAUUUAUUUUGAUAGAUUUCCAUAUUGAAGAGGAAUAGUAGGGCAAUGACAGUGCUUAGUUUUCUGAAAGAAAGAUUAGAUUUGUACUGCCAGAAUUACCCCAAUUUUCUCUGUAGUCGUCCACAAAACUUUGACCUCCUCAGAGAGACUUUUUAAAUCUUAUAAAGUCCUUUGUUCCCAAAUGUUUUCCUAGGAAAGUAGGAUCCAGUUCAGAUGUAAUCAUGACAAACCACAGUUUGUCAUUACAAGGACAAGCUACAGCAAGCCUGAGGCUCAUUUGCUUCCUCCUCCACUUCCCAGCCUUCUCUGACCAUAAGAGGAGGAGAUUAGAAGUGUCUGCUUCUAGUUGUAAAAAGUGCAGGAAAUUGUGGUUUUGUUCUCAAAUCAGGAUUCAAAGCCAUUCUUUGAUUCUGUCUUCAGAUCCUGGUUUGAGAACAAGCUGCAGUUGCGCAAACCGCAGUUUCCCACAUUUGGAUGAAAAGGCAAACUGAAGCUUGUUGCAAACUGAAAUUCUGAACUGGGCCAGAACAUGUGGCCUUUAUCUGGAUUUCACCUACUCAUUUCAGCUCCUGACCUGGAGGCAACCCUUUAUAAUGGGCCUGGGCAAGGUGAGCAGCACGAUACCAAGGAGGGCGGGGAGCAGAAGGGGGUGGCAGUGAGAGCACCCCAUUCAUCAUUGGUUUGGGCCCACCAUUGGCUCCAGCCCUGCCCACCAGUGGCAUGCAGCCCCCCAACAGAUUGCCCCCAAAGGAAUCUUGCCCUCAAAGGAGAAAACCCUUCCUUUUGCACCUACAUGACACCAAACAACUCAUACACAGCAGUCCACAAGUGUGGUCUUUUGUGAUGCAUUAGGAUGAGAAUUGUAAAGCUUGUUGCACACAGAAAAGUGAUUUUAGAAACUUUAAUAAUUUGAUCAUACAUCAGAGAGUAUUUAUGCUUUGUCUUGUUUCAGACCAUGAGAGAUUAUGCCUUGGGAGCACCUAAGUGUCUGGUUAUUAUGAAGAAAAAUAUAACACUGUGGGAUGCCUUUAAGUACACUGCUUCUGCUUCUCCUUUUUAAAGAGAAAUAUUUUAAAAUAUAUCCAAAGGCCAGCUUUGAACCUUGCUGCCUGUGUAUCUUGUGCUCACCCCUCCCGAAAAGGCUCCCCCAACCCACUGCCGAGUCUUGACUUGUCUACCAUUUUGAAAUCGUUGUUUUUAAGGCAAAUGAGUUUCCUUCCUGCUUUUAAGUUUUCCUUGCUUAUCUCUCACUCUACAGUCUCACCGGAGCCAAAGGUAAUCGUGAGAAGGGCUGGACCGUGCCUUCCAGACAAUGAGUUAAGAAUGUCUUUUUUGAAAGGUAAGUGACUUUCUGGGCUGCACGCAGUUACUUAAAAAAAGGAAGUAGGGUCACAAGUGCAUAAAUAUAUUCAGAGCUGCUUCCUUUGGGUCCUCUGUCAGAAUCAUAAAUUUAUUUCUUUGUGUGUGCGUGUUCUGUUGGUUAUAAUAAUAUUCCUGGUGGUGGUUGACCUGGGGCGGGUGAGGAAUUCUCGCAUAAACAAGUCUAUUCAUAUGAACAGCAUAGCAUGGAAGUUGCAAAGUCACACAAGAAUGUAGCUCCUCUUCCCUUCCACUUAUGGGGUGGAAUUCAAACUAGCGCUGAGGAGAUCACUUGUCAGUGCAAGCAUUUUUGCUUGCCUGUUGGAAUGAUUUCUCCUCUCCUGUGCACUGUUGUGGGGGUUCUCCUACCCUUACCCCGAGCUGAUUGAGGAGGGCACACAGCGCUAGUGGGGCUCAAUGUGCUGGCUCCCACUACAGCACCUAUAAAGUUUAAGGCAGUCCAUGAUUUUUGUUUUUCAUGCAAAGGAAUCAAUGUUGCAAGAGUUUGCUGCUCCCACAUUACACUGCUCAUGCAAGUAAGCAUUGCCCACAUCAGUAGUCCUUUAAAAAAAGAAGAAGCAUAAGUUGGCCCUGGUGUGCCUUCAGAUCCAGGAGUUCAAAAAGCUUCGCAAAACUGUGGAGCCAUAUUGGAAGCAGCCAAUGGAGACCUAUAAGUUCUGCAUUUUAUUCUCACUGUCUCCCACACACCUGUGGAGGAGGCGGUGACCAAGUUCCCCAACUCUGCUUUUGGGGGCAGCUGGGUUCCCUGUUAAGAUUUCUAGGAUCCUCCUUGUUCAAGAGAAGCUUCUUGCACUUAGAUUAGCAGGAAACCAGGAAGCUAUGGAGCAGAUGUUCACUUUAAUCACAAAGAACACAAUUUAUCUCUGAAACUAAUACAGUGGUACCUCAGGAUGCAAAUGGGAUCCGUUCCGGAGCCCCAUUCGCAUCCUGAAGUGAAUGCAACCCGCGACUAUGCAUCUGUGUGUGCACGGGUCGCGAUUCGCCGCUUCCGCGCAUGCUCGUGACAUCAUUUUGAGCGUCUGCACAUGCGCGAGCGGUGAAACCUGGAAGUAACACGCUCUGUUACUUCUGGGUCGCCGCGGAGCGCAACCCAAAAAGGCUUAACCUGAAGGGACUUAACCCGAGGUAUGACUGUAAAUGGAACAGCUCCUGUUUUCUGACACGGGUGGAACAUGGAUCAAAGAGAAAGCACUUAGGACUAGUAACUACCGCAAACAGUUAGUAACUCCUUUCAGAAAUCUGUGGACCAGAGCCAAUGGACAAGGUACAAGCUUUUGUAUAUACUUGCACAUAAUGCCUGUGUACUUUCCCUGCCCAGGCUUCUGGUUUGCAUCCCUGAGGGAAAUAAUUAUUCCAUUAACCUUAUUUAGGCAGAAGGCUGAUCAAAGGGAAUCUUGCAUUGCUGACAACAACUGACACCCCUCAUAGGCACCCUGGCAAUGAGCAGGGAUUUCUCAUAGGCCAUUGUGAGCAAAAAGUGAUGUUUAAAUAAAGCAGAGCCUGCCAUCCUAGAGAUCUUGCUCCAAACAAAAUGGAAGGCACCCACUUCCCUUGGCUUUUAUUUGACGCCUCUAAAGCCAACUUCCACUCUCAAGUGCACACUGAUACUUUCUCCUUGCUGCUUUGGUUAAAUGCCCUGCAAUACUAAAAAGUUGGUAUUUUGUUCUUAGAACAGAGUUGACAAUAGAUUAGCUCUGAUAGGAGAGAACAACAGAAGAAAUUGCCAAAAUGCCACUUCAGUAAAGCCGUGGCAUGCCUGAUAUUAGGGAUGGGGGGGGAGAGACUUCCGGAUCAGCGCCAUCGGUGAAUGGCGGAGUUCCUCCAUCUGGAGGAACGGGCUCCGUGGAAACUGGGUCUUCCUGCCGCGGCGAAGGUGGGGACCCGCUAGAAAUCUCAGGCGGAGGAAGCCUGGGAACGUGGGGUUCGGCAGGGCACCAGGAGCGCUCCCCUACUCACAGGGAAUCCCAUUUAGUGGCUCCGGAGCGAAGUGGGGUGAGAACUGACUGCUACUUUCACGGAGUGAAGCCGCACAGCCAUUGCCGGAGAGCACUGACUUUUUCCUGUGGACAAUUGGAUUUAAAACAAGUACCCGUGAGUAGAAAUGGAAAAUUGGAUCAAGAAAUCUCUUAAUUUGGUAAUGAAGCGGGAAGGUUCAAAACAGGAAGUCUGCCUUCUGCUUUUUGUAUAUAGACUAAAGCAAAAACUUUGUAAGCUAAAGCCUGGAAAGCUGUCAAAAAAGUCUAAAUUUUCUUCAUUUAGAAUCACUGAAACCCCCUUGGAAGCAGGAGAAAAGGGGGAAACUUUGUUCAACCCUAGCAGGAGAGGGAGUGAAGAAGGAUAAGUUUCCACCGUCUCUAACUUGGGAACGGGGUGUCAGAGACAGAAAUUGUUGGAGAGGUUCAUUGACUGUGAAUGGGAUAUUUUGACAGAUAGCUAAAGAAGAGAAACAAGCUGAUUCCAAUGUUGCCUUUUGCAUCCUAAAGAAACAAAAUAUCUGAAAAAUAUCUGAGAAACGAAAGUAAUUUUCCUUUGUUGGACUUUCCUAAAAAAAUAUGGAUACAAAUAGAAAUUGCCUCCUCUAGAGGGAGCUUGUCAAAUUGUUGCUACAGUACACUUGAGGGCUCAACAGAUGUGAGAUUAAGACCGUGGGAACAGGCUUUUCUGACCUUGACUAAAGAUGAGUUGGAAAGAAGACUGGGUGCUUGCCUUAUGUAAGACAAGUGCCCUGCUGGAACAGAUGCAUGAGAAGAUGGACUUGAUGAAUGAGAAAAUGGAUUUGACUGUUGCAGUUAAUAACUCUGGGCAAACAGGGAAUAUUGAUACAGAAAUUAUCCAGGGACCAACUCAUGAAUCUGUACUGACUGGGCAUGUGCAGAAGAUAAUGGAGGAGGAAGCGGUCGCACCCCAAAUAAUACAAAUGGAGAGUCCCGAGGCCCUACAGGAGUAUGAGCCGCUGUCAUUGAAGAUUGAAGUUGGAGUGGGCCAGGGGGAGUCUGGAGUUGAGGAGGUUCCCAACGUUGGAGAGACCUUGGAAUAUGCUUUUAAAUACUUUUUGGACUAUAUUGAGGAUUGUGGGGAGUGGGACUGUGGGGAAUGGGCAGGUUUGAUGAAGGGAGAUGGAGACAAUUCUGGCUUGGAACCCCCCAGAGGCCUACCCCUCAAUGAGAAAGGAAAGAAAUUAAGAAAGAGACCAACAAAAGACAAGGAAAAAGGCAAGUAUAAACAAGAAGAAGAAGAACUGCAGAAGGGACAUGGAAGAGACUUAAGGGCCUCGGACAUAAGGCUUCCAGGUUGAUGGACUAGAUGGAAUGGACAGUAAGGACUGACACGAUCUGAGACCAGGAAGAAGGGACGUUGGAUGAAGAUUGGAAGAAAAUUUAUAAAGAAAAUUUUCUAAUUGGGGAAUUGGCUAAAAAUUAAUGAAUGUUAGGGAAAAUGUUGGAAUGAAACUAUAUGACUUUAGCAGAAAUGAUAUCAGGAGUAAUGUAUAUUUGAUAACUAAGAUUCAAGCUUUAAGGUGUUUUAGGGUAAGAUAAGGUUAAAUUAAUUAAGGUAAUGUGAAUAAUAGAAUAUGAGGAAAGAUGGAAAGGAUUUGUUGAGUUAAUUAUUAGAUUAAAUUAGGUUAGGAUGAAUUUUUUAACAAAAAUUGAGAAAGAUGGAAAGAAUUUGCUGAAAUAGAUAAUUAAACUAGAAUACAAAAAGGGAGGUGUGAGGAAGUCAAUGAAACAAGCAAAUGGAAGUUUUAGAUAUGUAAGUUGGGAUUUGUGUUGGUUUUCUUUUUUCUUUUUAUCUUUUUGUUGUAUUGUUGUAUUGGUUUUUGUGUUUUUUCUUUUCUUUUUGUCUAUUAUAGUGUUGUUUUUUAAUGGUUUUUUAAUGUUUUUCUUCUUAUAAUUCUGAAAACUAUUAAUAAAUAUUAUUUUUUUUUAAAAAAGAUAUUAGGGAUGGGGGACCUUUUUCUCUAACUGAAGAGGAAUUAGCCAGUUAAAAAUAGGUUAAAGACACUUGGGUGUUUUUUCUCCCACCUGACUUUGAUACCUUUGUCACUCCUGCAGAUCAGCAGAAUUUGACCUUUGAUCCAACUACAGCUAACCAAUACAUGCAGUUGUCCGAUGAGAACCGGAAAUGCCAUCACUCUCAACGUAUUCCGGGGUCAAGGCCAAAAGACCCACAGAGGUUUGAGCCGUGGCAAGUCAUGUGUGCCCAGAACUUCAGCCAGGGCAGCUGCUACUGGGAAGUCAAGUUAUCUGGCCACUCUGUCAUCAUUGGCGUGGCUUAUGGAAGGUUCCCCAGGAAGAAGCGGGCUGGCCGCACAUUCACCAUUGGGCUGGAUAAACUCUCCUGGGGCCUGCACGUCCAGGAAGACUGCUAUAUGGCUUGGCACAAUGCCGAGUGCAUUAAGAUAAAAAAGCACGUGUGCAAAUUCAUUGGAGUGUGGUUGGAUUGCAACCAGGGAGUGCUAUCCUUUUAUGGCGUGGAUGACAACAUGACACUUCUCCACACUUUCAACACGAUCUUCACAGAGCCCCUUUUCCCAAUCUUCUGGCUUUGUGAAGGCAUAGCUGUGACCCUCUGCCAAAAGCCACAGGGCAAAGUUCGAACUGAUGGGGUGCCUCCUGUCUUGCAAGCAGCUGCUGCUGCUGCUGCCACCAGCACAGUGAACGAACUGCCAGCUGAGGAGAUGGCUCUGAAACAAGGAGAGCAACUCUCCUGAGAUCUCAAGGUACUUUGUACUCAUCUUCCCCAGGGAGAUGCAAGUCCCCAUUUCUCAUCUCAAGGUGGGACAAGUGUGCAAGAGGGAUUAAAAUUUGGGGAAGAUGAUUAGGGCACUGAACUCCGACUGUCCUGGCCACUCAUUGCUUAGUGUGCUGUGCAUCCUGGUGAAGAAUGCGGCUUUCUGACAAUCUCAUCUUAUUAAAAGCUAAGCAGGAAAUGAAGAGGAAAAGGAAAACAGAGUAAACAAAGUUUGUCAUAUUUCAGCCUACUUAAGCAAUUAUUAGGGGGCAGGGGGAAUGACUGGAGGUAGACAGAACUAAAUUGGUUUUUUAAAAAAAGUAAUUAAAAAAUUUUUAAAUGGCACAGUAGGGACUGAUAACUUCACCUUGGGACAUAUUAAUUUUCAGAGUCGGCUUACCUCGAAACAUUAAAUUCUCCACUACGUAUGUACUGCGUAUGUGUAGCUUUUCAUACAAGGAAACUGAACUCUUUGGUUCAGAGAGGUUGCACUAUUUUAUGGUGUGAGUUUAAAUUAUGAUGGAAGGAGUUCUAUUUUACUUCUCUGUGCAGGCUCAACAUGUCAUAACUGCUCAUGUGUUUGUUGCCACUUUCUCAUCAGCAGAUUAUGGUGGGAAUGAAAACUUGCCAAGUUGGUUCCUGUUUUAUUGUUCAGCUUUUAAAAAAAGUUUUAUUGAGAAAUAAAGCUUUCUAAGCAAAAAGUAAAAAUAA
Messenger RNA from Podarcis lilfordi (Lilford's wall lizard), 14176 nucleotides. The record is from the annotation of a GenBank genome assembly. NCBI's taxonomy places the organism in Eukaryota, Metazoa, Chordata, Lepidosauria, Squamata, Lacertidae.